AUGCCCAUACAAAGUGUCGGAGAACAGCCGCUCGAGAGCUUUGAAUUGCAGCCGCCUGGAGGCGUGAGCAAUAGUGUCUAUCGCGGCUCGGAGCCAGAAUUGAGUCAGGAAACAAGCACUAUUUCGCAGAAUGAAAAUCACGAAGAUCAUGACUUUCCUGACGGAGGAACGAAGGCUUACAGUGUAGUGUUUGGGUCGUUCAUGGGACUCGUAUCUACCUUUGGUUUGCUCAAUUCCAUGGGUGCCAUCCAGGCUUAUGUUUCUAUACACCAAUUAUCGCAUGUUUCGACCUCAACCAUUUCGUGGAUAUUCUCCAUCUACUUGGCGCUUUCGUUUGCAGUGGGUGUGGUCGUAGGACCGGUUUUUGACCGAAUCGGGUCCCGCUUGCUACUUUUAGGAGGUUCUUGUUUGUCAUUUGCUGGUCUAAUGUCAACAGCAAGUUGUACCCAAGUUUGGCAAUUUAUCUUGGCGCUAUCGAUCUGUGUUGGAUUGGGAAACGCCCUCAUGGUCACCCCUUUGGUGGGCGUUAUCGGUCAGUGGUUCUGUCGUAAGCGAGGCGUGGCAAUUGGAAUGGCAACUACUGGAGGUUCUGUGGGAGGAAUUGCUAUACCUUUAAUGCUUCGGUCGUUGUACACCCUGGUGGGAUUCACUUGGGCCAUUCGUGUCUUGGCAUUUUUUUGCUUGGGGUGCCAACUAUGUGCUGCUUUAUUGGCUACAUCCAGAGACGCCAUUUACCAUUCCGUCGAUAAUGACGGAAAAAAGCAAAAAUUCAUCGACUUUCGUCACCUCUUAGAUCGCAAGUUGUCUUUCUUGAUAGCAGGCACUUUUGUAGUGGAAUUGGCGCUCAUGUCGGCAACCACCUACUUUGCCUCAUACGCUAUCAAGCAAGGAAUCUCCCAGUCCUCUUCCUACCUUUUAUUGACCAUUUUCAAUGCCAGUGGAGUGUUGGGUCGAUGGAUUCCAGGCUACAUUUCUGACUUCUACGGACGCUUCAAUGUCAUGGUGGUGAUGUUGAUUGGAUUUGCUUUGUCCAUCUUGGUUAUAUGGCUUCCUUUUGGCCAAUACCAUGGAGCUAUCUAUGCAUUUGCAGUGGCUGGUGGAUUUACCAGUGCAUCUAUUCUCACGAUGACUCCAGUCUGCCUUGGAGAAAUCACUCCAACCAACGAGUUUGGACAGCGAUAUGGACUUCUUUACAUCAUUGUGAGUGUGGGAAACCUUUUUGGUAUUCCCAUGAGUGCAGCAAUUAUUGGGGACGAAAGUGAAAAAAAUUAUCGCAUGUUUGUUCUCUUCUGUGGACUUUUGAGUUUCAUGGGCGCUGUGUGUUGGUUUAUAAGUCGUUACUAUAUUGUGGGACUCAAACUAAAUGUUCGAGUGUGA
Molecule: messenger RNA, 1377 nt
Organism: Meyerozyma guilliermondii ATCC 6260
Lineage: Eukaryota; Fungi; Ascomycota; Pichiomycetes; Serinales; Debaryomycetaceae
Exons: 1
Coding region: 1-1377 (458 amino acids)
Biological process (GO): transmembrane transport
Cellular component (GO): fungal-type vacuole membrane
Molecular function (GO): transmembrane transporter activity
Source: RefSeq, a predicted model, not a curated record